Molecule: messenger RNA, 2347 nt
Organism: Harpia harpyja (harpy eagle)
Lineage: Eukaryota; Metazoa; Chordata; Aves; Accipitriformes; Accipitridae
Exons: 5
Coding region: 1-2346 (781 amino acids)
Biological process (GO): virion assembly
Source: RefSeq, a predicted model, not a curated record
AUGGUGUGUGCGCUACCAAGAAGCAGUGGUGUAGAGGAGCUGAAAGAAUUUAUCCAUGAAGAGUCACAGGAGACCUGCCCUGAUUCAGCAGGUAGCACUGGUGUCAUGGGGACUGCGCUAGAGAGAGAAACAUUGAUCUUUUACAGUGAUAUCAGGGUGGUAACGUUAAUGCUAGGCUUUUCUCAGUCAUUUGCGGGUGCCUGUGGACUUCCUGAGGCAGAGGGACUUGGAAAAGGAGUCUGCAUGCGGAGUGUGUGGGUUCUGGCCCACUCAGUAGAUAACCACAUACCGAGAACCGACCCCAAUUGGGACCCUAAUGAUAACCAUGAUUACCGAUUAUUGAAAAAAUAUCAAGAAUGGAUAAAAAUUGGUAUCGAGAAUGCAGUACCGAAAGCAGUUAACUGGUCAAGCUUGUACGCAGUAAAACAAGGUCAGACUGAAACUCCCACAGAGUUUCUUGACCGGUUAAGAGCAGCAAUGCGGAAAUAUACUACAUUAGACCCUGUUUCUGAGGUAGGGAAACAGCAGCUAGUCUCUUUGUUCUUGGGACAAUCCUCAGAGGAUAUAAGAAGGAAACUUCAGAAAUUAAAAGAGACAGAGAUAAGGGAUUUAGAAAAGUUGAUAGAAGAGGCCUGGAGAACGUAUCGGAAUAGAGAAGGGGAGGAGAGACGAAAAAUGAGAACGGCUAUUGCCGCAGCUACAGUAGCCGCGCUGGGAAGACAGGAUAACUCCCUUCAAAAGGAAAUAAUCGAUAGGUUCCUACAGUAUAAAAUAUUAAUUGAAUGUGAAUCAGAAUACAAUACCCCCAUACUGCCAGUUAAAAAGGCAGAUGGAAAAAGUUAUAGGUUAGUCCAAGAUCUGAGAGCUGUAAAUAAGAUUACUGAAGAUAUACAUCCAGUAGUUGCAAACCCAUACACUUUGUUAACAAAACUAAAAGAUAACCAAGUUUGGUUUACCGUACUGGAUUUGAAGGAUGCUUUUUUUUGCCUGACCCUAGCCACAGAAAGCCAGAAUUUGUUUGCUUUUGAAUGGGAAAAUCCUGAAACUGGAAGAAGAACUCAGUUAACAUGGACAGUAUUACCACAAGGGUUUAAAAAUAGCCCCACUAUUUUUGGAAAUCAACUGGCAAAAGAACUUGAAACUUGGGUACCUCCGGAUAAUGAAGGGGUUUUGUUACAGUAUGUAGAUGAUCUCUUAAUAGCUACUGAAACCAGAGAAAGUUGUAUUCAAUGGACUGUGAAUCUUCUUAAUUUUUUGGGUUUGAGUGGAUAUCGAGUCUCUCAACAGAAAGCUCAAUUAGUCCAGCAACACGUGACCUACUUGGGACUCGUAAUCUCGGGAGGACAACGGGAACUUGGGACUGAACGAAAAGAGGCCAUUUGCCAAACUCCGGAACCCCAGACGGUGAAAGAGCUGCGGACCUUCUUAGGGAUGACAGGUUGGUGUCGCCUUUGGAUACAUAAUUAUGGAUUAUUGGUAAAGCCAUUAUAUGAGCUGAUAAAGAAAAACCAGUCAAAAUUAAUUUGGACUGGAGAAACACGAAAUGCAUUUAAACAGCUCAAACGAGAGUUAAUGAGAGCUCCUGCUCUUGGACUGCCGGAUGUUUCAAAACCAUUUUGGCUGUUUUCUCAUGAAAGACAAGGAAUAGCCUUGGGAGUACUAGCACAAAGACUUGGUCCCUAUAAACGGGCAGUAGCUUAUUUCUCCAAACAGCUGGACGAGGUGAGCAGAGGAUGGCCUGGUUGCCUUCGAGCUGUCGCAGCAGUUGUUAUCAAUAUUCAAGAAGCCCGAAAGUUUACCAUGGGACAGAAAAUAACAGUGCUGGUCUCUCAUACAGUUUCAACGGUCUUGGAACAAAAAGGAAGCCAUUGGCUCUCGCCCCAGAGAUUCUUAAAGUACCAAGCAGUGUUGAUAGAACAAGAUGAUGUAGAAAUUGUGGUUACUAACAUUGUCAAUCCAGCCUCUUUUCUUAGUGGGACUCUGAAUGAACCAGUGACACAUGAUUGCAUAGAAACAGUAGAAGCUAUAUAUUCCAGUCGACCAGACCUCAAAGAAGAACCUCUGGAGGAUGCUGAAAACUCCUGGUAUACCGACGGGAGUAGUUUUAUAAAGCAGGGACAACGUAAAGCAGGAUACGCAAUCACAACCACCCAACAGAUCUUUUCAGGACAACCCCUGGAGGAGAAAUGGGAUGGCCCCUAUCAAGUGUUACUGACGACCUUCACUGCCAUUAAGAUCAAGGAACAGCCGGCUUGGAUUCACUAUUCGAGAGUGAAGAAAGCACCUGAGAGGCCAUGGACGGUCACCUCUACAGGACCCACAGGUCUGCGAUUUUCCAGAUCAUGAU